GAAAGAAUGAAUUGCGCGAAGAAGACUGCACUCACGGGCAAGAAAAACAGUACAUAGUGCUUUGCACGUAUCAACAAUUUUUUGGCGUGGACGAUUUGGGCCCUAAGCUGUCGUCCCCCUUAAUACUCCACUACCACCAAAGGAACACAUUGCUUGUUGGAUGGACCAGUACUGUAAAGCCAACUGGUCACAGCUUUGGACGUUCAGAACGACGAGAAACGCGCUUCUAUUCAUGCAGUGGUUCGUCUCGUAAUGUCUAAAAAUAUACAGGAACAACUUGCGUUUCAACCGCGUGAAGAAAUUCCUUAUGCAGUAUUUCAUCCUACUCUCAACAUACAGCAGCCGCUAAAAAUUGUAAAUCGUACAGAGUACGACAAUCUUCAGCGAUUUGAGUAUUACAAAAAUGGACCUAAUCAAUACUCGUCGUACGUGGUGAAAACACUGCCGGUAGCAAAAGUCCAAGUGAUUGAAGAAUCAAAGGUCGACACUUCCACCAUUCAGCCCAAGUACAAGUCGUUUGGUUAUGUCGACAAACAAACGGAGAAACCAAAGUCGCUUUACCAUUACACCAAAACGAGUCGUCUUAUUCGGCACCAUGUGCAGCAAUUCCCUCAAGUACAGUAUGAUAUGGACGAGUUGGAUGCCAUGUGGUUGACUUACUACAACGAGUACAUGGCAUCAAAACACCCAGACUGGGAAAAACUAAAUCACGAAUUCUUAGAAAUUCUUAUUACCAUGAUCGAGAGGGAAUACGCCUUGCUCGAUGCCCAGGUUCCGAAGUUGGAACCGGUACGGACGGAGGUAGAAGAACUCGACGGCAGUUGCUCGAUCUGCAAUGAGUCAGAAUGCGAACACAACAACGCUAUUGUGUUUUGCGAUAGCUGUAAUCUGGCUGUCCAUCAAAACUGCUAUGGCAUCCCAUUUGUGCCCGAGGGACAGUGGUUCUGUAAAAAGUGUCGCAUCGCUCCCGACCAAAUUAUCUCUUGCGUGUGCUGUCCUGAUCAUGAAGGUGCAUUCCGGACAACGGUUGAUGGCCGCUGGUGCCACACAUUGUGUGCAAUGGCGAUUCCUGAAGUCUGGUUUCACGAUGUCCCUCGUCUGGACCUCGUCCGCAAUGUGCCUAUGAUACCGAAAUCUCGCUGGAAGCUCGUGUGCAGCAUUUGCAAACAGCGCUGGGGUGCUUGUGUUCAGUGUACGAACAAGUCAUGCUACGUUGCUUUCCAUAUCACCUGCGCUCGGCGUGCUGGCUUGUACUACAAAAUACAUCAGCACUCACCAAACUACGACUCUGUUGAGUUAGAGUGCUACUGCGACAAGCACACCUCUGCAUCGCAUCUGCACGUUGGGAUGCAUAAGCUUUUGCCCAUCGCCAGAAAGUAUUACACUGACUUUGCUGCCAGCGUUCCCUUCAACUAUCUUUCUUGUUUUGCAGCGCCCACCGUUCCCGAACCACGGUGGACGACUUCGCAUAUUCCCCUGUAUAUUGUUCACAAGAUUGUAAAGUUCCUUCAUGAAUCGGCUCUGCUGAAAGAGUCGAAAUUUUACGAAACAAUUACGCGAAAUUUUUGCACAUAUUACCGUGAAAAACGGCGUUCUCGAAGAAACGCAGCACUUCUUCGGUCAGAAGGUAUACUGACCGAAAUUGCCAAUGCGCCAGUUCGAAAGGAAGAACCGCCAUCUAAACGGCAGCUGGAGAUUACGUAUGCACUCCGCGAUUCUCUAAAACAGGUUCGUCAACUAGUCCACUAUGUCCAUGAACGGCAAAAAUCACGGACAGAGCUUUCUCGGCUCAGAAAAGAGUUCGUCUCACUCGUUUACUUUCCAACACAAAAACGAAUCAAGCAAGCAUACGAACGGAUCCGUUCGCUCGACAAAACAAGUGUGUUUGACAAAGCGCUCGACCACGGUUGGGUUGGAUGGUCGGAAUUGGAUUUACAGGUGCAAACGUUUCGGCUGUCCACGCUCGAACAACUGCGUGCAGCGUUUCAACCGCUCUGGGAUCUAGAUGGCAUCAUUCGGAGCGUGGAUGAUAUGGAUGUCUUGUCGUUGAUGGUCCAGUUGUCGCAAGCCAUCCAGCCUAUUGCUGAGAAGGAGUUUGAACGAGCGCUGCUCGAUGUUCAGUCACUGCAGACAAAUGAGUAUGGAAAUCUCGUCAUUCCCUCCUUGGCCGUAGAUGGAUUGGAUGUGUUCUGCUGGCCAGGACCUCAAUUUAUCGGAAAAGAGCCCUUGGACGAACCAACGGAUGAUGAGUACGAAGCGUUGAAAUCGUUCGUCCAAGCUUUAGAUGAAAACGAAAAACUCGGCAUGUAUUCCGAACCUCCGCAAUGAAUUCCCUUUUUCUUUCCCGAUUUCUUUUUCUAAUACAGAGCGUUUGUUGUGUGCUCGAAUGGCUUCUUGUGUCUCAUCCUUUUAUAUCCUUCAUUCUGUAGCAUAAAUUUUGUUAAUGAAUCGGUUUGUACGAUAAAACGAGUCGGAUUUCUUGAAGAGAAA
Messenger RNA from Schizosaccharomyces japonicus yFS275, 2490 nucleotides. RefSeq names its product histone acetyltransferase complex subunit Nto1. The transcript has 2 exons. NCBI's taxonomy places the organism in Eukaryota, Fungi, Ascomycota, Schizosaccharomycetes, Schizosaccharomycetales, Schizosaccharomycetaceae. The coding region runs from base 253 to 2328 and encodes 691 amino acids. The record is from RefSeq and is a predicted model, not a curated record. Gene Ontology annotation, cellular component: chromatin; protein-containing complex.